Miscanthus lutarioriparius is the source of this 1899-nucleotide messenger RNA. NCBI's taxonomy places the organism in Eukaryota, Viridiplantae, Streptophyta, Magnoliopsida, Poales, Poaceae. The record is from the annotation of a GenBank genome assembly.
AUGAAGGGCGGCGGCGCGGGCGACAAGGCCGGGAGGGGCGGCGGCGGCAGGCUGCCGCAGCCGCUGCGCCUCGAGUCGCAACGGUUCAGGCUGCUGUCCAUCGUCGUCGGCUGCUUCGUCAUCUGCCUCGUCUUCCUCCUCUCCUCCCGCCCCGACGCCACCGCCUUCGGCACCAUGAGCCCCAAGGCGUCGCUGGUGGCCGCGCGCCGGACGGUGGCGGUCAAGACCCUGCGGACCUCCUCCUCCUCCGCCGGCUUAGGUGGAGAUUUCCACGUGGACAUCCUGCCGCAGAGUCAUCAGGAGCAGAGCCUCCAGCAGACCGGCGACGACAAGACGGUCACAGAAUGGGUCAGAGACACGGUGAUCGUGGAGGAGAGGAGCAACGACGAGACCAGCGAGGCAGAGCCGGAGGAGACCGAGCCCGACCGUGACGCCACUGCCACUGCCGCGGCGUCGUCCAACUCCGACGACCACCCUGCAGCACCAGGUGCCGAGAAGGCGGUCCAAGACUCCGCCGGCGCCGUGGUCACCGGGCAGCCGGCCGCGGAAACGACGUCGGCUGCACCGGACCGGCCAGAGGAGAAGACGAGAGCUGCUGCUGGCGGCGGUGGUGGUCAGAGCAAGCUCCAGGAGCAGCCAGCUCGGCAACGGCAAGAAGAGGAGCGGCACGACGAGCCAGAACGACAAUCUGGCGGGGACCACCACCAGCAGCAGCCGCGGCCGCCGCUGUGCGACUUCUCUGACUUCCGCAGCGACAUCUGCGACUUCGCCGGCGAUGUCCGGAUGGACGCCAACGUGUCCGCGUUCGUCGUCAUCGUCGACCCGGCGGCGAGCGGCGGCGGCCAGGAGCAGGAGGAGGAGCACAAGGUGCGGCCGUACCCUCGGAAGGGCGACGAGACGUGCAUGGGGCGCAUCACGGAGCUCACGGUGCGCGCUACGCGCGACGCGGCGGGCGCGACGCGGUGCACGAGGACGCACACGGCGCCCGCGGUGGUGUUCUCCAUCGGCGGGUACACGGGCAACAUCUUCCACGACUUCUCCGACGUGCUCGUGCCGCUCUACAACACGGUGCAGCGGUACCGCGGCGACGUGCAGCUGGUGCUGGCCAACGCGGCGUCCUGGUGGCUGGUCAAGUACGACCGGCUCCUCCGCGAGCUGUCGCGCCACGCGCCGCUGGACCUCGCCAGGGCCGGCGCGGCACGGGAGGUGCACUGCUUCCGCCACGCCGUGGUCAGCCUGCGCGCGCACAAGGAGCUCAUCAUCGAGCGGGAGCGCAGCCUGGACGGGCUCGCCACGCCGGACUUCACGCGGUUCCUCCGCCGCGCGCUCGGGCUGCCCCGGGACGCGCCCACGCGCCUCGGCGGCGACGGCACGGGGAGGAAGAAGCCCCGGCUGCUGAUCAUCUCGCGCCACCGCACCCGGCUGCUCCUCAACCUCGACGCCGUGGUGCGCGCGGCGGAGGAGGUCGGGUUCGAGGCCGUCGUGAACGAGUCGGACGUGGCCAACGACAUCGCGCAGGUCGGGGGGCUCGUCAACUCGUGCGACGCGCUGGUGGGCGUGCACGGCGCGGGGCUCACCAACAUGAUGUUCCUGCCGCCGGGGGCAGCGCUGGUGCAGAUCGUGCCGUGGGGCGGGCUGCAGUGGAUGGCAAGGGCGGACUACGGCGACCCCGCGGAGGCGAUGGGGCUCAAGUACAUCCAGUACGAGAUCGGCGUCGCCGAGAGCACGCUCAAGGACAAGUUCCCCAGCGGGCACAAGAUCUUCACCAACCCGACGGCGCUGCACAAGAAGGGGUUCAUGUUCAUUAGGCAGACGCUCAUGGACGGCCAGGACAUCACCGUUGACGUCGCCCGCUUCAGGGAGGUGCUGCUCCAGGUGCUCAACAACCUCGCACAGUAG